AUGCCUACGAUAGACGUGGCAAUGAGGAGGAGUGUCCAAGGGGGAAUCGUGGAUGGAUUUGUGAACUUGGUGGUGCGCAGCGUACAACCGGCGCUCCGACAAAGAGAUGUCGUCCAAGAUCUCAACGAUGCUAAGACGGCGUUUUCAAGUUGGGACAACUGUAUGCAAGUUGAUUACUGCAAAUGGAGCGCCAUCGGGCUCAUGAUCUUUGCGGGAGUCGUCAUCUUCUCGAUAUGUUGGUGCAUAGGUCGCUGCCUCUGUUGUGGUCUCUCCUGCUGUUGCGAGUGCUUCCGAUGCCUCGCAUGCUGUGGCAACUGCUGCGGCUGCUGUGAUCCUCCCGGAUCUCGCAAACACAAGUACCUCGAUGCGCCUUUCGUUCCGCCCGAUCAGGGCUACAAGGCUCCAGAGCCUAUGGACCACGGCUUUGGUAGCCGCCCGGCGCCGGCGCCAUCAUACUUCGAACCUUCGCAAAACACCAACACCAACAGCAAGGCAUCCGAACCUCAGUAUGCUGUGUUUGAGGUCAACAAGAAGAGACAGACAAUGGGUGAUUCGCUGCCUGCUAUGCCGGAGUGGGAAGGGGCUGGAAGCAAGAAGGUGAUGGUGGAAGAGGAAGCUGUGGAGCUGGAUCAGUUGAAGAAGCCGGAGGAGACGGCUGCCCAGAGUGCCGGCGCUGGUACCGGGGCUGCGGUCAUGUCGGGCGCGGCGGCUGCUAUUCCGGCAGCAGGACCUGGAAGAGGAACGACACCACGGCCUAGUCCACCUCCAGGGGGCCAGCAGAGUCCCUAUGGUGCUCCGGCUGGUAACAACGGCUUUUAUGGAAACAAUGGUGGUUAUGGCCAAAAUGCUCAAGGGUAUAACCAGGUGCCUCUGGCUUCUCCCUACGGCCAAUCUUCGUCCCCGUCACCAUAUGGAAUGGCUGCUUCCGCCAUGGGCCCGGCAGCCGUAGGAAACGCAGGGUACAACGCCCCUGGCGGUGGUUAUGGCAACCAACAACAAGAUGCCUACGGCCGGUACGGCGAGCCCACGAGAAACAACACCUACGAUUCGGCACGAAACAACACGUACGAUUCCUACGGCGCCAGCAGCGUCAAUGGUCCCACCUCACCUUACGACACCUCACCCUACGACAACUACGACACCGGUAACCAAGGCGGCUACGGCAACUCCCAACAACAACCUUACGGCGGCCUGGCCGCGGGUGGCGUAGCUGCAGGAAUGGGCAUGGCAGCCGGAAGCAUGGGAGGACCUAACCGCGUCCGCUCCCCGCCCGCAGCAAUGAACACAACAUCCUACCCUCAAAACCCCAUGACCCGCCGCUCUCCCGGCCCAGAGCAACAACUCGGCGGUCUCGGGUACGGGGGAGGAUCCAGCGGCAAUGGUAACCAAGCCUACGAAAUGGCAGGCGGGUACGAUAGUUUCUCAAACCAGGGAUCAUACUCCCAGGGCAGCCAGAGCCAGAGACAAAAUACCUUUGGCGGUAACAACGCUUAUGGUGGAGGAGCAGCAGCUGGUUACGGUGAUAUAAUGCGCUCUACCCCCUCUCCAGCACCGACGGGCCCGUUGCCUAAGCCGCCCGUGAGAAACAAUACGAUGGGUAUGGGUAUGGGUACCAUGAACGGUGGCGGCGGCGGUAGUGGUGGUGAUGGAGGUGGUGGGUUUGAUUUUGGUACUGGAGGAUAUUCUCGGCCAGAACCACAAGGUCAGGAUGAUGGAGCGGCCGGUUACCCGGGAUACAAGCCCUACUCGCCGGUGGCUGGAGGACCCGGAGGGCCGGGGGGAGGAGCGGCUGGUGGGGGAUAUAGGGGGUGGUAG
Sordaria macrospora k-hell is the source of this 1815-nucleotide messenger RNA. Lineage: Eukaryota; Fungi; Ascomycota; Sordariomycetes; Sordariales; Sordariaceae. The record is from RefSeq and is a predicted model, not a curated record.